CCAAUGUGACCGCGCGGCGCGCUGACGCGCUCAGAAAUUAAUUCUAUUCUAUCCACAGCGCACAAUUUGUCAGUCAGGCGAGCUGCAAGUGGGUGAACGGUCCGUUACUAACACAAACAUAUUUAAAAUGAAAUACAAUAUCUUAGGCAAUACUGAUAUGAAGGUUUCCCAUGUUAGCAUGGGAGGAGCAUCUUUCAGCAACAUUUACGGAUCAUUCGAUGAGGAAAAAAGUUUACAACUUAUCAAAAAGACGCUAAGUUUAGGAGUAAACUACCUGGAAACUGGGCCGUGGUACGGCCAGGGAAGUUCGGAGAAAGUAAUAGGCAAGGCGCUCAAAGAUAUCCCAAGAGAUACGUAUUUCAUCGGCAGCAAAGUUGGACGCUACGAGAAAGAUAUCCGGAAAAUGUUCGACUUCUCUGAAGAGAAGACGGAAGCGGCCGUGGAUAACACUUUACAACUUCUCGGACUCGAGUACGUGGAUCUGAUACAAAUGCACGAUAUCACUUUUGCACCGGACAUUUCAAUAAUUCUAAAGGAAACCUUGCCAGCAUUGGACAGAGCUGUGAAAGAAGGCAAAGCCCGAUAUAUUGGAGUAGCUGAUUAUGAUUUAGAUUUAAUGAAGGACAUAAUUGAAGAAUCUGAUAUCCAGAUAUCUACGAUUCUGUCAUACUCGAAAUGUACAUUAUUUGACAAUCGAUUACAAAAAUAUACAAAAUACUUUAAGAGCAAAGGCGUGGGCAUAAUAAACGCAGCGGCUACCGGCAUGGGGCUGCUGACCAACCGCGGCCCGCAGCCCUGGCACCCGGCGAGUGAUGACAUCAAAGCUGUUUGCCAGCGGGCGUCUAACUAUUGCAAGGAUCAAGGAGUAGAACUGGCUCGACUGGCAACAUGGUUUACUUUAAACCAGCCCGACGUUGAUACGAACGUCUGCGGAUUUUUCAACACAGAACAAAUGGAGGACACCUUAAAUGUCUCGGAAAAAGGACUCACUGAACAUGAAAAGGCGGUGUUGGCUCAUUUGCAGUUAAGGUUUUUUGAGAAUGUAACUCUACACUGGGAUGAAGUAGAAUUGAAUGCCUACAAAACUAAAUUAGACAAGACGACUGCAUAAUAAAAAAAUGUAAUGUACUUACCUAUACUGCGAAAAUAUAUUUACACCAGCUACAGAAAGUUGCCACGACACGUCCAAAAAUGCAAUCAAAUGUUGAAAUUUUUGAUAUAAUUAUUCCUGCUACUUAGCGUCCACAACCUGGAAAAUGAUUAUUUAGUGAUUAACCAUAAAAAUAGCAAUCAAUUAUGUCUUAUAGGCGCACAGUUUUUGCGAUAGACGCAGCGUUGAACGUUGGAUUAUUGUAUGGAAGAUUACGAUAGCAUUAUUUUUUUUAUAAAUUAUUGUACUAAUUUUAGUUUUCUACUAAUCGUUCCGUCCUUUAUGAGUACCUUACCUAUACUCCCAUACUUUUAACCGAUGUGAAUAAAAAAUAAUCUUCUCAA
Messenger RNA from Leguminivora glycinivorella, 1494 nucleotides. Its product is annotated as L-galactose dehydrogenase-like. Gene Ontology annotation, cellular component: cytosol. The record is from RefSeq and is a predicted model, not a curated record. The transcript is spliced from 7 exons. Gene Ontology annotation, molecular function: L-galactose dehydrogenase activity. Lineage: Eukaryota; Metazoa; Arthropoda; Insecta; Lepidoptera; Tortricidae. Bases 128 to 1111 code for a protein of 327 amino acids.